Nicotiana tabacum (common tobacco) is the source of this 492-nucleotide messenger RNA. Lineage: Eukaryota; Viridiplantae; Streptophyta; Magnoliopsida; Solanales; Solanaceae. The record is from RefSeq and is a predicted model, not a curated record.
AUGAGUAUGUGCAUUGAUUACAGGCAGUUGAACAAAGUAACAGUCAAGAACAAGUAUCCUUUGCCUCGUAUCGAUGAUUUGUUUGACCGGCUUCUGGGAGCGAGAGUGUUCUCCAAGAUCAAUCUCCAUUUAGGUUAUCACCAGCUAAAGAUCAGGGACUCGGAUAUUCUUAAGACAACUUUCAGGAUCCGAUAUGGUCAUUAUGAGUUCUUGGUGAUGUCUUUUAGGCUGACCAAUGCCCCAGCAGCGUUCAUGCAUUUGAUGAAUAGCGUGUUUUGGCCUUAUCUUGACUCGUUUGUCAUAGUUUUCAUUGAUGAUAUCCUGGUAUAUUCGCGUAGUCAGGAGGAGCACGCGGAGCAUUUGAGAGUUGUUUUGCAGAGAUUGAGGGAGGAGAAACUUUAUGCGAAGUUCUCCAAGUGUGAGUUUUGGCUCAGUUCAGUGGCUUUCCUGGGGCACGUGAGUCCAGUGAGGGUAUUCAUCCGGAGAAGAUAA